AUGGACUACGGACUGCUUUCAGUCACAGAGUCGCAGUUUAGCAGUUACCGUAUAUCGGUUGAGGUGCCUAUGGUCACCAAUGGUGGUGAGAGACAAAUACCAUGGAUCUUCCAGAAGGUGAAUGAGAGUACAACGAUGCAAAUGAACCUCAUCAACAUGUCAAUGGCCAACUCGGUGGUCUAUCGCAAAAUGAAGCUGGUUGGAGAUGCACAGGAGCAAGAAAGCAAGAGCAAGGAAAAACCGAAGGCAGCGCUUGACAAGAAGAAAAUCUCUGAGGCAGUGAAGGGCGAGUUGAGUGAUAUUGGACUGGCUUCCAGACCAGUUGAGGUUGCCAUUGAUGCUGACAAUGCUGCUGGUGAGUUGGAGGAGAUUGACCCCAACAUGGAGGCUUCUCAUCCUCGUUAUCGUGAUCCUAAGUCUUUGAGCAAGAGGGACAAUCUGUCUGGACAGAAAGGAGCUGUGAAGGCCAAGCUUUUCCAGGGCUAUCAUCCAGACGAGCAGAAGGUAUACACGUCUUUUGUCACGGCAAUUGAUGGCAGUGGUGAGACGCGGGAGAAGACUGCUCUUGAUGAUGCGGUUGGCGCAUUGCAGUUCAUUCUUGACCUGUGUGCUGUCAGCAAGCAGGCAGCAGCUGAGCGUCCAAAGAAAAGGGCCAGGAAGGAUGUGCCAUCUUCUACUCCUGCAUCAGCCAAUGAGAAGGCAGAGGAACUCAUGCUCAACAGCUUCCAGUUUUGCCUUGGGAUUUGGAUGGAAUUCUGCUUCCAGGGUGAAGUCACGGCUAUGGGGAAACUAUUCCGAGUGUGGAGUGGUCUUCGAACUGAGCUGCAGCAAAUUCUCAAGACUUCUCAUGACGAGUUCCUCACCCCAACAGAAGAUGGGCGAACAGUGCGAGCGGAGAUGGAUCCUUUGGUUUUUGCAAAACAUCUUUGCCAAACAUUUGCUUCCAAACCAGUCAGCGAAGUUGUGAUGGAUGAUGCUGAAGAAGCAAACAUCAAGCGGGUCACAACUGUCAUGGCACUACACCAGUCAGACAUCGUGGAGCCCCUGAAGAAGUUCAUGGCAGAGAAAAUGCAUUUGCCUCUCAUUCUGCUAGACUACCCACUGGUAACCAUGAGGCAAUUGUCCACCACCAUUAACGUGGGCUCUUUCAGGAAGAUUGUCGACUUGAUGGCGUUCUUGCAUUCAAACCUCCAGAACUGCCUCCCUUUCAGCUGGUUUUGCUUCGCACAGGAUGUCAGCGACCUGCUGACAGCAAAGGGGCACUUUGUGGAGAAUACUGAGAAGGUCUUCAUCUCAGCAGAGAACUUGGAGAAGUUUCUAUCACUGAGGGUCCGCUGCACUUCAAUGAUCUUGUCACAAGCGGUGAAGAAUGUGGCUGAGUUAUCUAUGCCUGAAGAGCGCCCUGAGUGCAUUGAAGUCAUGUCAAACCUGGAGUCACUUUCAGAAGAUGACCCCGCAUUCAUAGCACUUGUCACCUGCGAUGUCCUGCUUAGCUCAGCAGAUUGGACUACAACCUGGGCAGCAGCGUUGUCUGAAGCAAGCUCUGUAGAGACUCUGGCUGACAAGUUGCUUAACAAGUUGGGCUUGGACAAAGAGACUAUCCAGUGUCAAGCCAACAAGCUGGUCAAGGGCAAACCGAUGGACUCAGCUGGUGGCGCGAAGCAUGAAUCGACUUCAGCCCCAAAGACAGAAACCGGAGACAAACCCGAGGACGGGGACCAUGGUGACAAUGGCAGUAUCAUCACUUUGCUUUCAACCAAU
Molecule: messenger RNA, 1761 nt
Organism: Durusdinium trenchii
Lineage: Eukaryota; Dinophyceae; Suessiales; Symbiodiniaceae
Source: the annotation of a GenBank genome assembly